Molecule: messenger RNA, 3067 nt
Organism: Pleuronectes platessa (European plaice)
Lineage: Eukaryota; Metazoa; Chordata; Actinopteri; Pleuronectiformes; Pleuronectidae
Gene: misp3
Product: MISP family member 3
Exons: 3
Coding region: 8-1588 (526 amino acids)
Source: RefSeq, a predicted model, not a curated record
CGUUGCCAUGGAGCCAUCCAAUCAGGGUGGGGCAGCCUCUCAAGGCUCCGGGUGUAUUGGAGCUGGGAGAGAGAGGCACAGCGGGGCGGGCGAAAGCACAGAGGGAGAAUGCGAGCAAACAGGUGAGGAGGAAGGGCAGAAAGAGAGUGGACCUGACAGGAGCAGGGCAGAAGGGCAACACAGCGCAGGACAGUUCAGAUCGGUCCAACGACAGGAGCAAUACAUGAAGGGAAACUUUGACCAAGGGGUGAAUUUUAAACACAGUGAUCAAGACAGAAUGGAGAGCGACUGCUGUGAUGACAGCCAGAGCGACAGUGGAGUAUCAGCGGACUUGUCCCCAGGCAGCACUUUGGGGGGCAACACCUCCAUCUCCACGGGGACUCCAGCAUCCAAAGAGACUCCCAUUGAGAGAGAGAUCCGACGUACUAUAGAGCGUGAACACAGCCUGAGAAGGUCCAGAGGACUUCCAAAUCCCCCCACUUCUCCAGAGUAUGUGGAGAUUCCUUUAAGGAAAAACAUUCUCUCUGAGCCGCUCAAUAUUAAGUCUGAGAGUAGUCAAGGCAAAGACAAGCAGUUUGCGGGCAAGAAGAUGCAGCAGGAGAUCCACCAGGAGACCCAGAGAGAACAGGACCUGGUCCAGCUGGGGAAAGUUCCGGGUUUCUACGACAAAGGCACAGUUCGCCAACUCAAAGACAAGAAACAGCUUUUUGAGGCCUUUCAGCAACCCAGUGACCCGACUUUGUCGGUCUCAACCAGGAGUAAAACCAUGUCCUGGUCCUCAUUCGGUGACGUCUCAACCUUGGAGGAGAACCAGGAGGAUACCUUGUCACAUACAUCCACCAUAGGAGCCUUGUAUGUGGAGAGGAGCCAGAGCUCAGACUUGCUCAGUCCCCCAGUGAGCCCUUACUCAGCCAAAGGAAGAUAUUCAACCUACUCAACCCCUUCAGUACUGGGGUUCUCCAAGGAGACAGAUCACCAGGUCAUCAUCACGGAGAAUAACCUGAGUGUCCCUGCUCAGAAGCUCUACCACGCCAAACUUGAGGCAGAGCCUGUCACCACAGUCGACUCUGGAGAUCCAUACAUCUCAUCACAAGGGACAGGAAGAAGUGGUGGGAUUAUCGAGGAGGAGGAGGAGGAGGAGGAGGAGGAGGAGGAGGAGGAGGAGGUGGCCCUCAAGGAUAAUCCCUUCUUCAAGCUGCGCUCCUCAACAAAUGUAGCCAAAGUGGAGCAGGAUAUCCAGGAGACUCAAGAGAGGGAGAAGGAGCUCCGUAAGCAGAGGAAGAGUCUGUAUGGGGGAGCACGGGGUGUACAAGUAGGAGGAGAAACGAUUCCUACAAUGUCUUCCACCUCUCUGAAUGGUCCAGCUGUUCCUGACAUACCUGACUCCCCUCCCAGGUGGAGGAACGGACCCUCAGCAGCACAACCGUCAGCUGGCAAGGUGAGCACAUGGCUGCCGGCCCAGGCUGAAGAGGGGAGGACUGCUCAGCAAGAGGUCCCCUGCAGUCCCCGGUCCCCCAGACAGAAGACCCCUCUAGUGCAGCGCUGGGAGUCCGGCCUGGUCAACGGACACAACGAGGGAGACGACUGAGGAGACGCUGACAGAGCCAAAUGAGCGAGGGAGGAAGGUUUACAAAAGAGGGCUGAAAGGCUGUGAUAAAGGAGGAGUGCCUUGUACGGAAAGUGGGAACAGACAGGAGGAGGGAUCGGUGAUGAAGAGGAGGAGAGAGAGAAAGACUGAGGGGGACAGAAAGAGGUCAGGGAUUUGGGAUUGAAAGGGGGUCGGGAGGAUUGGGAGCACGGGGAAGGAUCGGUGGUGGACUGAAAAACCCCAAAGAGUUCUUCAGCAAGGAGGGGAGGACAAGGAGGAAGGAGGGGAACCUAUUAGUGGAUAAGCACUCGGCCUCCUUCUAGUGCUGGGAACUCUGAGACUAAUGAAGUUAAAAUGGGAAGAAAAAUAAUAAUGCACUGCAGAAAAGAAAAAAUGUAAAUGUAGUAAGAAUGGGAUUUUAAUGAACUUCCUAACCGUUGGAUUUUUGGAAUAACAAUGAUUAUUAUUUGAUAUUGAAAAGAGCUUGAUAAAACAACUUGUCAUUCACAGUUUUGUGCUUUUAUUAAUGAUGUGGUUCUCUGAGUUACCAGUUUAUUACACUUGUGUAUUAGCAAUGUAAUAAAUCCGACCGCUGUGCUUUUAAAUAUUUUUUAUUGGUCAACUUUGCUGUAAUUGAGGAGGUUGCGUUAUAGCUGUGUGGCUGUAUUAACUGAAUUAACAAGAUAUCUUUCAGAUGUAAGUAAAUACAUGAAGAGGGAGAGUGUAACAACUCUCAACUAUUGGCACUCAGUAAACUGUAGACCUUUGUCAAGUCCCCUAAUGAAACCACAUUUAAAUUCACUAGAUCUGGAUUUUUAUUUGGAUCUGCACCAAAUUGCACAAACUCCUAUAUAUCGUUCCCCUAAACAUGAUUCAACAUGAUGAAUUAUUCUCUGAGAAAUUUACAAACAUGUUGGAAAAACACCCCAUCUCCCAAUGAUAAAGAAAAUGUAAUGGAUUGGUCUCCACAAAAUGUCAUAGAAAUGGAUUAUGUACUUUUUGUGUAAUCCUGUUAACAAACAAACAAAUGGAGACACAAACAUAGCUUGGCAGAGGUAACAAUUAAAUGAACCACAGUCAUAAAAAUGAAAAAAAAAACUUGAGCCCAACUUACGAUUGUUUUUUUCCAUUUGAUCACUUUUCAGAAUAAACUGGUAACUCGGUGCAGAUACUGCACAGGUCUUAGUAUCAACAGCUUCUCCUUCUGUUAUUGCAUGCCUCACAACUUAAAGCUGGAUCAAAGCGUAUGAGGAAACAUUCUGCUGGUUGCAGAUCUGAUUAAUACCAUACAACGAAAACCUAAUGAAUAGCUGCUCUGCUGUGGGAUAUCUAACAUGGUGCAAUAAAUGAAGUACUUUGGAAAGGAACUUGAUACACAUAUAAAAAACUGUCGCCUGUAUUUAUUUAUGUAAAGUUAAUAUGUUCAGUGUUAUUCGACUAUUAUGAUAAAACAAGAUUAAAAUUGUUGGCCACACCAAA